AUGAGUGUGGGUCUCUACGUCAACACCCACAUCCCAGCAGGGGGCGCGGCCCCCCCAGGGGGGGGAAGUGACGUCAAACAGCUCAAGCAACAAGUGCUCGAUAGAAAUUCCUUGGGCGGCCAUUAUCUCGGCAUCAUCGUCCCAACUGCGGCCGGAGCUUUAAAGCUGCGGGGAGUGUCGGGCGGAGGUCGCGGGGCGGCGAGAAGCCUCCGCCCGCUAGUACCGUGUCGAGCGGCCGACUCGAAGGCUGCUGUACUGUGA
Messenger RNA from Danaus chrysippus (African queen), 261 nucleotides. NCBI's taxonomy places the organism in Eukaryota, Metazoa, Arthropoda, Insecta, Lepidoptera, Nymphalidae. The record is from the annotation of a GenBank genome assembly.